AUGCUCCUCUGGGCGCGCAAAGAUUUUGCACGUCAACCGCUGUCGCUGCAACUGUAUCUUUUUCCCAUUGACGCCUUUGUUACCUGGAUGAUUCCCUACAACGACCCGUGUACGGCACUGGCAAGAUGCCCCGUCGAGAUCUGGUGCGAGAUCCUGCGGUACGCAACAGAGGCGGAAGGCCCGGACAUGCAGGAAGACCCGUUGCGCAUGGAGCGCUUCUACCUCGAGGGCGCGUAUAGCGACGAGAUUACGGACGCGUACGAGGACAGGCUGAAUGCUGUGGUCGAUAUGCGCAACUUUGCUGCUGUCUGUCGACUGUGGCACGCUAUCCUGUACCCAUUGAGACUCCGAUGGGUCAUCCUCAACCAAAAAGACCAGCUGAAAGGCGUUUCCGACUCCGUCAAUAACCUAUGCAAGCGAGAGCCCGUUGGCCGAUGGACAAAACGACUUGAAGUGCGCGCACGGAUCACCCACGGGGAGCUGAUGGAGCGGUUCGACGACCCACACGGGCGCAAGCAACCCCCCAUUGCACGCAUGCUCCAGUGCUGCCCGCAACUAGAAGAGUUCAUCAGCAUGACCUCAGCGCUUUCCUACCCCGCCCUCUGCUCAGAUCUGAUCACCAACUGCGGGCGUACGCUCCGCACGGUCAUCCUCCGCUCUUCCAACGCGCAGCAAUUCGACGACAUUGUCAACUUGCUCCUCUACUGCCCGAGACUCGAAUACCUCCAUUUCGGCGGGCCGAGGUACGACCCUCCCACCACAAGCGCGGAAUGGGAUCAUCCAGGAGCGAGAUUCGGGCGUUCCCUGAACCUGAAGGACAUCCCGCAGAUCCUGUUCACCCGGCGACUUGCCCUCCGUGUCCUUAUCUGGGAAGUGAAGCACUCUGACCCUUCAGAGCAGCUGACGUUCGCCCGCCUGUUCGGCAUGCUCAGGCUUCCCCGGCUCCGGCACCUAGGGCUGCAUAUGAACGAAUGGAGUGGGGUGGUAGACGACAGCCAGUUCAUGCAGAGCCAGAUGCUCCCCAUGCUUUCCCAGCCUGGGGUUUCACUCUCCUCUCUCUCGCUAACCCGCACCACCGCGGGCGCGCGAAAUCGGCACUCUUUGGCAUUCCUCGAGCUCUGCCCUAAUCUGCACACACUCGCAUUCCACUUACCGCAUACGAGCGCAUACGACCUCUCGCUCUACCUCCGCGCGCCGCUCUACUGUUUACGACACGUGGUGCUCCAUGAAUUCUUCUACAACCCGCCCGAGUUCUCCCCUUUCCUCUUAGCAGAGCACACGAGCACAGUACUCCGGAUAUUCAAGCUCCUGUGCCGGCUGACCCUCUUCCCGAACCUGUGCUGGAUCCAGCUCUCAGACGUCCACGCAGUGUCGGACGAAACCCGAGUACUCAGAGCGUCGCACGGCGAUUUCCCCGAGGAGUACAGGGGCCUAAUGCAUAUCCUGCUUAGGCUCGCGCAUGUCAGGCGCUUGGCGUUAGUGGACGGGGAAGGCAUGCAUAUAGGACCGGACUUUGCCAGUCCGGCAUGGUACUACGCCUGGGGGUGGGAGGGGAUAGGCGUCUCGGGCUCGGUGGGCUGA
Molecule: messenger RNA, 1581 nt
Organism: Dacryopinax primogenitus
Lineage: Eukaryota; Fungi; Basidiomycota; Dacrymycetes; Dacrymycetales; Dacrymycetaceae
Exons: 1
Coding region: 1-1581 (526 amino acids)
Source: RefSeq, a predicted model, not a curated record